Messenger RNA from Nymphalis io (European peacock), 871 nucleotides. Its product is annotated as cytochrome P450 3A19-like. The transcript has 2 exons. NCBI's taxonomy places the organism in Eukaryota, Metazoa, Arthropoda, Insecta, Lepidoptera, Nymphalidae. Gene Ontology annotation, molecular function: heme binding; oxidoreductase activity, acting on paired donors, with incorporation or reduction of molecular oxygen; iron ion binding. The record is from RefSeq and is a predicted model, not a curated record.
CAUUGGGUUUCCAGAUGUUCGACGACAGAAUUGAAAAAUUCUUUGGCCACUUAUUCAGAGAAACUCGUAAAAAUCGUUCCACUGAGACAACUUUAAAGAAAGACUUUGUCGAUCUUAUUCUGGGCUGGGAAAAGCAACAAUACAUAACCGGAGACAGUUUUAGCAAUAACCAAACGAAUGACAAGAAGAUAUAAAUAAUUGAAGUGAAUGAAGACUUACUUGUAGCACAAUGCACUUUAUUCUUCGCGGCUGGAUUCGAAACAACAUCGUCCACAAUAAAUUACCUUCUGUAUGAACUGGCAAAAAAUAAACAAGCCCAAGAACGACUCAUAGAAGAAGUGGAUGCAUACUUUAAAAAACAUGGUGAUAUUAAGUACGAAUGUAUAACUGAGUUGCCAUAUAUUGAAGCAUGUAUUGAAGAAGCACUUCGUCUUUACCCGGUGUUACCUGUCAUCACCAGAGAAGUGAUGAAUAGCUACACGCUGCCAACUGGGCUGCGCCUUCAGAAAGGUGAUCGCGUACAUAUACCUAUUGAUUACAUCCAUCGGCAACCGGAGAACUUCCCGGAUCCUACGGUAUACCGUCCCGAACGAUUCUUUGGUGAUGAGAAGAAGAAAAUCAAACCAUACACCUACAUGCCAUUCGGUGAAGGUCCAAGAGUUUGUAUUGGUGCUCGUUUUGCAAGAAUGGUUAUGUACGCUGGGCUCUUGACUAUAUUCAGGAAGUAUAGGACUGAGCUUGGAGAUAACAUGCCCGAUACUUUGGAAUUUAAGCCAGUGUCUCCUGUACUCCAAGCUACAAUAAAUAUGUAUGUCAAAUUCAUUCCUCGUGAAAUUUGAUCAAGCAAUCAGUAGAUAAAUUGUAUUUUUUA